AUGUAUUAAUAAAAUUGGUAAGGGGACAGAUAUUAAGAUGAAAUUUUUCUUGAUGAUGCGGAGAUUUUUUAAAAAGAUGAAGAACCAUCAAUAUUUGAUAUUGUUUAUAGAGAAGUGGGGUGUAUUCUACUCAAAUAUACCAACCUAAACCUUAUAACUUGUCCUAACACUCUCCAUUAUAUUACAUUAAAGUUCAAUAAUGAUGAACCUUUCUCCUUUCUCUUUCAACCAAACUAUAUCUUAGUGGAACAAAUGGCAGUAAACCCAGCUUUGAAAGAAAUAGCUGAAUAAUUGUAAAUUGAGGAUCUGAUAAAUCAUAAUUAGAAUGAUAUUGAGUAUUUUUCAGACUACUAUUAACAGUUAAUUGAGGAAAUAUUCAAAUCUCAUUUGAAUUAAGCCUAAGAGAUAUUUUUAAGAUAGUUAGAGUUACUGCAAGAAUAGAGAAUAAAACCACAGGUUGAUUAAGAACUUUAGUCCAUAUUUUAAGAUAAAUAGUUUUAAUUUCCAUCGAAAUUAGAUUUUCAACAUUCUGAACUACCUGAAAAUUAAAUCAAAUAUAAACUGUUUGAAACACUAUAAUAAUUAUAAUCUAAUUAUUUGAACACUCAAAAUAAAUCUAUUAAAUUAGAAUGCCCUGAGACUGCUUAAUAAUUAUCAGGCCAUAAAACUCAAUAAGAAUUUCAUGGUAUUACCCAAGUUACUCAGGUUGAUUAACCUUUAGUUAUAAGUUCUUUAAAUAAAGAGAAGAUUAAGAUGAUCAUACAUUGGUUGAUUUAAGAGAAGAUUGCAAUUCCUGAAAUCAUACUGUGUGCUGAAUUAAAGAAUAGAGGAAAUGGAAUGAACUUAACCUUUAAUCCUAAUUAGCAAAUGUUGAACAGGUGUGCAUUUUAUUAUGGCUUAUUUUGUGAGGCUUAGCAGAAUUAAUCGGAGGCAAAGAAUAUUAAAGAAGAAAAUACAGAAGAAGUAAAAACUUGUUAGGAAUUUAAUAUAGGGAAACAAAAACUGAAAAUUACUGAAUAUCAUCUGUUAAUUAAAAUGUUAGAUCUAGUUGAUCAAUAGAAAGAAUCUCUUAAACCAAAAAUCAUUUAAUUGGUCAAAUAUGCUUAAUUAAAAAAUUAAAUUAAAAGAUUGUCAAGGGUUUAAGAAACAGAUGCUCAUUUUAAGAUUGUCAAGUAAUUUAUUGAAAAAUUAGAGACAAUUCUUCAUAUCUAUGAUGAAUAUGAAAAUGAUAAAUAGAAACCAUUCAAAAACCAACAAGAAAAGAAAAGCCAAAUUUAAUCAGAUAAUUUGA
Messenger RNA from Paramecium octaurelia, 1291 nucleotides. The record is from the annotation of a GenBank genome assembly. NCBI's taxonomy places the organism in Eukaryota, Ciliophora, Oligohymenophorea, Peniculida, Parameciidae.